Messenger RNA from Kazachstania africana CBS 2517, 657 nucleotides. Its product is annotated as C2H2-type zinc finger protein. Lineage: Eukaryota; Fungi; Ascomycota; Saccharomycetes; Saccharomycetales; Saccharomycetaceae. The record is from RefSeq and is a predicted model, not a curated record. Bases 1 to 657 code for a protein of 218 amino acids. Gene Ontology annotation, molecular function: DNA-binding transcription factor activity; RNA polymerase II cis-regulatory region sequence-specific DNA binding; histone deacetylase binding. Gene Ontology annotation, biological process: cell fate commitment; regulation of transcription by RNA polymerase II. The transcript has a single exon. Gene Ontology annotation, cellular component: cytoplasm; nucleus.
AUGAAUAAAAUAAUGAAUGGUAAUAAUCAACAACCGGUGAUACGUCCACAUGUUCAAGGUUUUCUCGAGAGGAAACGAUUAGAAUCGCCGCGGCUAGUCUACGUUCCCAAUGUUCCAUCAGCUGAUACGAUGAAUUAUACUGAACGAAUGGGUGAUAUCGUCACCGUACCACAAUAUAUACCCAAUCCCGUACCGCAAUACGUGAUUGCUGGACAACCAAUGCAAGGGUAUUUUGUAUCUAGUAAUAAUAUAACAGGACCUAUUAUUGAUUACAAUAGACGCGAGAGUGAACCACGAUGCAUGUAUGCGUACGUUAAGGAGGAAGGUAAGAAUGAAGAUGAAGUGACUAGUGUUUAUAGAUGCAAUGUUUGUAAUAAGAUAUUUCAGAGGGAGGCAUGGUUACGUAGACAUCAUCUUUCGCAUACGAAUGAUAGGAAUUUCCUGUGUCCGUGGUGUAAGAGUAAACAUAAGAGACGAGACAAUUUAUUCAAACAUAUUAAAUUGAAACAUAUGGAGUUGUUAAUGAAAGCCAUUAGAGAAUACUAUCCAUUGACUGAUUUUGAGGACAAAGAUUUGAAUGAAUUGAUGCGUAGUGGGUAUUUACAUAGGGAAGAUAUCAAGAGAGUAUUCCUACACUUGAUAGGGUUGGAGAGAUGA